This is a messenger RNA of Blepharisma stoltei, 435 nucleotides long. The record is from the annotation of a GenBank genome assembly. Lineage: Eukaryota; Ciliophora; Heterotrichea; Heterotrichida; Blepharismidae.
AUGGAAAAAUCAGGCGAUGGGGUUGUAGGGAAACACAAGCAAAUUGCUCAGGAUUGGGAAGUUGAGUAUAAGCCUUUAUAUGAGCAGCUGAGAAGCAAAAAAGUAUUAACUGAGGAAAUAUGACAAGAAUCUGUAAACUCACUGGUGUCGCCUGAUGGGAUUAAUGAAGAGGACCUUGAAGUUUUCCAAUAUUAUGGUAAUAAAAGACUGCAAAAAGAUUCUGGAGGAAAAAUAAACAUAAAAGCCAGAGAUCUAGCCAAGUUUAGGAACGCAAGAAAAGAUAUAGUCUAUAAAGAAGAAGACCAGCUAACCUUAAAAAUUGUUCCAGCAGAGAGAAAAAGAUCCAGGACUCCACCCUUAGAAAAGUUUAAAAAAACUAUAAAAAUCAAGAAAAAUAGCCAAAAAAAUCCAGAAAAAGCUUGUAAUAAAUUAUAA